Adineta ricciae is the source of this 648-nucleotide messenger RNA. The record is from the annotation of a GenBank genome assembly. NCBI's taxonomy places the organism in Eukaryota, Metazoa, Rotifera, Eurotatoria, Adinetida, Adinetidae.
AUGGCAAUGGCCUCCAGAGCUGAAAAAAUUCUUGUUAAGGGCAUCUCAGCCGUUAUUCUUGAACAUUACGAUCAGUUUCAAAUGGCUCUUGACCGAAUGGAAAAGUAUCAUAGUUUUUCAAAUGACUUCCAAGUUAUGUCAUUCAGUAAAGUAGACAAAAUGGCUCUAGACAACAUUGUUGAUAUGUUUGAGGAUGAAGAUGCUAAAAAGUUAAUUCAGUCUCAAAUUAACAUUCUUAAAAUGCAAAAAAAAGGUGGUGAAGCAAAUGUUUUCCGCGGUUCAUCGAAGCCUGCUUCUAAAAGAUUCUACAAGUAUAUGUUUAUUGCCAGAGUCAACUAUGAUGAUUCAGUCGACUUCAACUUAUGUAGCAUGGAGAAACAAGGCAACUGGGAUGUCACAAAGACGCUUUUCGAGUUUUAUAGCGAAGUUGGAGAGUCACUUUUUAGUUUUUUAACAGGUGCUGCGAUUGUCGGUGGAGUGGCAGACUUUAUUCAAACUUGGGUCGCAGCUCUUGGAUUAGGGAUAAAGAAAAUACAGGCCCUUGAACACGGUGAAUUUAUUACUGAAUUUGAUAUGACUAAGCGACUUAUCGAUGGCAAUUACUGUGAAUUCGACAAAGAGAAGAAACAAUUGUUUCUGAAAAGUUAA